CACGAGCAAGCAGUAGUAGCACAGUGUCUCUCUACUCCUUGCUCGCGGCACGAUCACACACUCCACACAUCACCAAUGGCUGCAAAGCUCGCCCUCUUCCUGGCCCUGAGCCUCCUCUUCGCCGCCGCCGCGCACGGAUGCGCACCCUACUGCCCCGGCCCAGUCGUCCCGACGCCGUCCCACGGCCACGGCGGGCGCUGCCCGAUCGACGCGCUGAAGCUGAGGGUGUGCGCUAACGUUCUGGGCCUCGUCAAGGUCGGCCUGCCCCAAUACGACCAGUGCUGCCCCCUGCUGCAGGGGCUCGUCGACCUCGACGCCGCCGUCUGCCUCUGCACCGCGAUUAAGGCCGAUGUCCUCGGCAUUCACCUCAACGUGCCCGUCAGCCUCAACCUCAUCCUCAACAAGUGCGGCAAGAUUUGCCCGGCCGACUUCACCUGCCCUCAGUAAGUUGACCCAGGAGGCAGGAGCUAAUCUUGCUAAAGCACGCUCCGAAUGUGCGCUUGUACUCUUCCUCGCGUUUCCACAUGGUGAAUUGCUUGCAGCAACGACCCCGUUGUUGCACGAUCGAAAGUUUGUUACCAAUUCUUUCAUUGUAUCUUGUGAUUUGAUUUACUUAUGUGAAAUUGUAUUAUCAUUUUUAAUUGUCAAAUAAGAAAAGUUCAUUUUUAAAGUGAUAAAA
This is a messenger RNA of Setaria italica (foxtail millet), 679 nucleotides long. Its product is annotated as cortical cell-delineating protein-like. Lineage: Eukaryota; Viridiplantae; Streptophyta; Magnoliopsida; Poales; Poaceae. The transcript has a single exon. Bases 76 to 447 code for a protein of 123 amino acids. The record is from RefSeq and is a predicted model, not a curated record.